GAUGUUCAGAGAAACAACAACCCUGGCCUGUCAUGUACCAAAAGGACAAAAUAGGCUCAGCUUUGUGAAAGCUGAAGAAGAAAAUGGUGUUUGGAAGCAGGACUUCAGUCUUCGGGGAAGCUUCCAGAGCCAGGAGGUUUUCCGUCAGCAGUUCAGACAGUUUGGCUACUGUGACUUCACUGGGCCCCGGGAGGCUCUGAACCAACUGCAGAAGCUCUGCCAGCAGUGGCUGAGGCCAAAGGAGCACUCCAAGGAGCAGAUUCUAGAGCUGCUGGUGUUGGAGCAGUUCAUGACCAUCUUGCCUAUGGACCUGAAGGCCUGGCUGCAAGAACACGGGCCCAGAAAUGGAGAGGAGGCUGUGACUCUGCUGGAGGAGCUGGAGAGAGAAUUUGAUGAACACAAGAAACAGGGUUUUUCUCUUAUCUGCCCUCAGUCAGUUCUGCUACUUGUUACUCUAGGACACAGCUCAUGGUCAAGAAAUGAUCUACAGAGAAACACUCAUGGAAACAUCGCAGUCUCUAAGUAGUCCACUGCAGUCCUUGGAGAACCAUUGCAAGAGUGAACCCCAGGAGCCCCAGAUUUUCCAUGAGAGAGAUGAGGCAACCCUACCAUUUAGGGUUGAGGAUGAAGAUAGCAAGAUGGUGACUGGGAAAGUAUUGACAACAAAGCAAGAAAUUAUUGAAUGUGUUGCAUCAGUGGCCAUGGCAUCUCCAGGAAGACUUCCUAGAGAAACUUCUCCAGUACAGAUAGUUGAAGAAAAUAUGGGAUAUCGGGACAACAAUGAGGAGCAAAGAGGAAGCAAUGAUACAAGCAACAAAACAAAUCAGCUUCCUUCUCAGGAAGGCAGUUUCAGUUUGGCAACCUUUAACACGAAAACUCCUUCAGAACAGAACAUCUUUGAGUGUAAUGAAGGUGAAGGGAUCCUUAGUCAAAAUGUACAUGGUACUACACAGCCCAGAACUCACACAGGGAAACUGCUCUAUGCGUGUGUGGACUGUGGGAAAGCUUUUUGCAAAAGGUCAAAGCUGAUUAGACAUCAGAGAAGUCAUACUGGAGAGAGACCUUAUGCAUGUAAAGAGUGUGGAAAGGGCUUUGGUUUUAGAGCAGACCUUGUUAGACAUCAGAGAAUUCACAGUGGUGAAAAACCCUAUAAAUGUUGUGACUGUGGAAAAGCUUUUGGGAGUAACACAGAGCUUGUUAGGCAUAGGAGAAUUCAUACUGGAGAGAAACCUUAUGGUUGUGAUGAAUGUGGGAGAGCCUUCAGCCAGUGUUGUACUCUCAUUCAGCAUAAAAAGAUUCACAGUGGAGAAAAACCUUAUAGGUGCGAUGAAUGUGGGAAAGCCUUCAUCAAGAGCUCUGCCCUUAUUCAGCAUAAGAAGACUCACAGUGGAGACAAAGGCUAUGAAUGUACUGAAUGUGGUAAGGCUUUUUGGACAAUUUAUGUUCUUAGGAAACAUCAAAGAAUCCACACUGGUGAGAAGCCUUAUAAAUGUAAUGAAUGUGGAAGAUCCUUUAAUAGAAGCUCAGCACUCACUGUGCACAAGAGAAUUCACUCUGGGGAGAAACCUUAUGAAUGUAAUGAAUGUAGGAAAAUAUUUAGGCAUAGGUCAGCCCUUGUGCAGCAUCAGAGAACACAUACCAAAGUUCAACUCUGAGGGUAAGUGGUUGUACAACUGUAAAAUGCAAAGAAUUCACUUUGAAGGUGAGACUCCACAGAAGAUAGAGAAGUUUCCAGCCCAGUUGUGUUCUGUAAAAAGAAAUCCAUACAAAAUGCUUGCAUAUUGGAAGAAUUUUAUCCAGAACUUGUCUACAAAGAAUGGUAUUUUCUAAGGGAGGAAAAAGACUGACCCAUGUCUGGAGGAGGACUCUCACCAAUCUCUUCAUUCCACUCUCCACUGCAGAUACAACUGCCAUUGAGCACCUUCAUGUAAGUCCAUGAUUGAGGCACAGAUCCUGUAAGAUCUCUUUGUAAGAUCUGUUUAACCAAAGAGUUUGUGCCUAACAGGAGAGUUACUGAACGCUGAAAUGUUGAAUUGAGGCUAUGAAAUGUCAUGUCCUGGAUCAGUUUAAUAUCCAAGGAAAGGAAGAUCAUUCUGCUCCCCCCCUCCCCCCCAGUUGCUUUCAACCCUGAGCUUUCUGUUGCAGUCUGCUUCCUUAUUUGCAAUCUGCUAGGCUUAGCCAUUGGGAGAACAGGCUUGGUCACUGCCCUCUCCAAAUUAAGGGCUAAUAGAAUAUGCAUAUUUAUUAGAACAGUUAUUACGGUGUGUGGCAAUAACUAUGCCAGAUAAAUUCAGGGUUCUGUUGGAAGACAUAUCAGGGAUGUUAUCUCAUCUAUGAGUUAAAUAUUUCUUGGAUGUGAUAUUGAGACCUAAAAUGUAGAAGCAGCAGCUUGGCUAAUGGCAGGACAGAGGCAGAGGUCAUAGCAAUACAUGGCAUGAUGAGGAAAGGAUGUGGACACAUUCCUGUAUCAUGACUUCACUCCAGUUCCUUCUGGAGUUGUUUUUGACCCUAGUUCAGAAGCCAGGUUGGUUUCUUUUCCUGUUUGUAAUACCCUGAGUUGGAUAACGUGAAAUGUUUCAUAUCAUAAGUGAUCUACAUGAUCUAGUAUUCAGAAUUAGCAUGAUAAAAAAAUCAAACUGGUAUUUCUAAAGUCAUGCAUGUAUACCAAGGAAACAGCAUGCAUUGGAAGCUGAAGGACACUGGAGUCUGGAGAGCCUCUCAGCAUUAGCUUUGCAGAUGAUAAGCCACUUGAGGGAAAUAGAGUCAAUCCUUCAGAUUCUACAAAAUUCUUCCUUGAUUUUAAUUUGGCAGG
Arvicanthis niloticus (Nile rat) is the source of this 2812-nucleotide messenger RNA. RefSeq names its product zinc finger and SCAN domain containing 30 (gene Zscan30). Gene Ontology annotation, cellular component: PcG protein complex; nucleoplasm; chromatin. Gene Ontology annotation, biological process: regulation of immune system process; regulation of cytokine production; negative regulation of transcription by RNA polymerase II. The record is from RefSeq and is a predicted model, not a curated record. Gene Ontology annotation, molecular function: RNA polymerase II cis-regulatory region sequence-specific DNA binding; DNA-binding transcription repressor activity, RNA polymerase II-specific. Lineage: Eukaryota; Metazoa; Chordata; Mammalia; Rodentia; Muridae.